This is a messenger RNA of Heterotrigona itama, 2227 nucleotides long. NCBI's taxonomy places the organism in Eukaryota, Metazoa, Arthropoda, Insecta, Hymenoptera, Apidae. The record is from the annotation of a GenBank genome assembly.
GUUUAAUCAUCUUAGUAGUAAAAAAUAAUUAAUUUUGCAUUUAUAAAAAAGAGGGACUCGACAAUAUGUUUCUCUCUCUUUUUGUUUUCUUCUCUUCCGAGAAUUUUAAAUAUCGACUUUUGACCAGCUCCUCGAUACAGAUAAAUACGACAUAUUACGUUGUACGUAACGGAGUGAUUCAUCACCCCACUACCUGUUCGCUUUUAUGUUCAAAGUAGAAGUGCUGUAACCUUUGUAGAGGACGGUGGUGAAUUUUUAGGCAGUUUCGCUCGGCGAGAAAAAAGAAUGGCACCGACGUUCAGCAAAUUUAUGACCAGACGCAACGUGGCUGGUGUUUGUGCUUUAACUGCGUUUAUAUGGAUUUUAAAAAGAAGAAACCGGAAACAAGCCGCGAAAUACAGGAAGAGAAGCCUAAAAUACCGAAAGCUCAUGUAAAUGCUAGAUUCUUUAGACAAUUGUAUCAAUUAUUCAAAAUUGGUAUACCAUCGAUGGUGUCUUUUGAAAUGGGCUUUAUUGUGCUUAUCGCAGGCACACUUAUUCUAAGAUCUAUCUGUGACUUUCAGAUGAUAAAUAUGAUCACUGCAUUGGAUGCAGGCUUUACUUACUAUAAAAUGAGCAAUUUAGAUAGCCGUAUAGCAAAUCCAGAUCAACUUUUAACUACUGAUGUUGACAAGUUUUGUGAAAGCUUCAUAAACCUGUAUAACAAUAUUGCAAAACCUUUAUUGGACAUCGGCUUCUACAUGUACAAACUUACAAUUAAUCUUGGUCAAGAAACGCCAAUAAUAAUGCUGUCAUAUCUUGUUUUUGCUGGUAUUAUAAUAACUUAUUUACGCAAACCUAUUGGACAAAUGACAGUAAAAGAACAACGUCUGGAGGGUGAAUACCGUCAUAUUAAUUCAAGGUUAAUUACGAAUUCCGAGGAAAUAGCAUUUUAUCAAGGAAAUAACAGAGAAAAGUUAACUUUGUUAACCAGCUUCCAUAAACUUUAAGCUUACCUUUCUUCAUGGAGGACCAUGCGCUCUUGAAAACUUCUAAUCAUCGUUUUAAUAGUUAUUACACGUACGGUCGUAUGUUAAUAAAAUUGUCAGAAGCUAUUGGUAGAUUAGUUCUAGCCGGAAGAGAAAUGACAAGACUAGCAGGAUUGACUGCCAGGGUCACUGAAAUAAAGGACGUUCUUGGCGAUAUAAAUUCAGGGAAAUACGAACGAACGAUGGUUUGCGAUUUCAAAGACGAGUCAAUUGGAAGUCCGGGCAAAGGAAAGAUAGUGAACAAGGAUAAUAUCAUAAGAUUCGAACAUGUACCUCUAGUAACUCCUAAUGGGGAUAUCCUUAUCAAAGAACUAUCAUUCGAAGUUAAAUCAGGAAUAAAUGUAUUAGUUUGUGGUCCAAAUGGCUGUGGGAAAAGCUCUUUGUUCAGAAUACUGGGAGAAUUGUGGCCAAUUUGGAAUGGAACAGUUACCAAACCUCCGCGAGGAAAAUUAUUCUACAUUCCUCAACGUCCUUAUAUGACUCUGGGUACGUUGAGGGAUCAAGUGAUUUAUCCUCAUACAAAAACAGAGAUGAUGAGACGCGGGCAGAUGACGGAUGGCGAUUUAAGAAAAUUACUAGAUCUGGUUCAAUUGGGCCAUUUGUUAGAAAGGGAAAAUUUCACAAAUAGCGAGGGGCAAGCUUGGGAUGUUGUAGCUGACUGGAUGGAUGUUUUGUCCGGUGGCGAAAAACAGCGUAUAGCAAUGGCUCGUCUUUUCUAUCACAAGCCGCAAUUUGCAAUUUUGGAUGAAUGUACAAGCGCUGUUAGCGUCGACGUAGAGGACUCGAUGUACAUGUACUGUAGACAGGCAAAUAUCACGUUAUUCACAGUAUCGCAUCGACGAUCCCUUUGGAAACAUCACGAGUAUUAUUUGCAAAUGGAUGGAAGAGGAAACUACGAGUUCAAAGCUAUUGAACCGGAUACAAAAGAAUUUGGAUCGUGAAUUUUCAUGUCCCUUGCAUCCAAUACCUACCACUAUGCAAGGGACCGUCGUUUUAUGUUCGAUUAAUUUCGAAUAAUUAUAAAUAUAAAUGUGCAGUGUACAGCGCAUGUAUGUAUGUAUUAUAUGUAUUUCUAUGUUAAAAUCGUUUAGAUUCAUGAAUAUUUUAUUACUAUAUACUGUAUAUUUUUUAUAUACCGUAUUUUUAUAUAUUUGAAUAUUUUAUUACUAUAUACUGUAUAUUUUUAUAUUAAUGUCUUU